AUGACAAAGUCUCCGCCCCGAUCAAGCUGGGGCUCCGACACCAUGAAUGUGAAUCCAAACAACGACAUCCAUGACGAGAACGUGGUCACAAACUCUGCGACCUCUGACAAUGCCCACAUCGUCGAGUUCGUCCCGCCCCGAAUGGCGACUGCCAAAAGCUUGACGGCCGAUCAAUUACGCGCCGGGCUGGAGACCCUACCACAGGAACUCUUCGACUCGAUCGGGGAGUACACCUUCACCGCACAGCCCGGAACGCGCAGCAUCAGCACCAAAUCCGGCCGUGCCACCCACCGAGCGCACCUCAAGCUACUUCAAGUCGACUCGGCCACCCGAAAUCUCUACGCCCAAAGUUACUACGGCCAGGGUGCGAUUAUUCGACUCAUGACCGACGAUAACGUUAGCUGGCUGAACAGUCUUUCGGCGGGUCAUGCAGCACUUCUUCGCGAUUUCGUCUUCGUUUAUCACUGGCAAGUACGGACCUUGGGAUCCCCGUAUUUGGGGUCCUUCCACAAGAGCGGGCUGACGUUGAGGUUGGGGGAUCAUGAGUGCCACGGAGCAGAGGUGAUCAGGCACUUGCGAUCGAAAUGGCUUCUGGAAUCAUGGACGACUUUGGACAAGAGGGAUGUUGAUCAGCGGUUCCGUGCCGGCUUGGUGAAGGAGCUCGACAUGGGUGAUGUCGUUGUGUGA
Ramularia collo-cygni is the source of this 687-nucleotide messenger RNA. RefSeq lists its product as uncharacterized. The record is from RefSeq and is a predicted model, not a curated record. The transcript has 2 exons. Bases 1 to 687 code for a protein of 228 amino acids. NCBI's taxonomy places the organism in Eukaryota, Fungi, Ascomycota, Dothideomycetes, Mycosphaerellales, Mycosphaerellaceae.